Molecule: messenger RNA, 1251 nt
Organism: Candidozyma auris
Lineage: Eukaryota; Fungi; Ascomycota; Pichiomycetes; Serinales; Metschnikowiaceae
Exons: 1
Coding region: 1-1251 (416 amino acids)
Molecular function (GO): protein binding
Source: RefSeq, a predicted model, not a curated record
AUGUCUGUUCACCUGUUUGUGGCCCAUUUCUUGAAAAAGGAGGGAUACGUGGAGACCCUUAAGGCUUUUGAAAACGAGCAUGGCAGGACUAUUUCAACAGACUUGCCUCAAGGUGAGGAUCUUGGAGAGAUCAUCGCUGAUCGGCUCAAGUACUUGACCAUCGACGAGAAGCCACAAAGUCUGCACGAGGUCUUGCUUGACGAAAGCUUGAAACUGCUUAAGAGAGACCAAUUCAAGGAGUGGUCUGCCCCAUACCCAAGGAACGCUGUCGAGUUGUCGUCGAUUGACGAGUUGGUUGUGGCAUGUGCUUUAUUUGAGAGAGGAGGCGAUGAGUACGCCAUCUUCGCUACUGCCAAGCUGGAGCUAGUUGUGGUCGACUUGAAGAGUCGCAAAAGGGUAUUCCGUGGUUCUCGAAUCAUUGGACUGGUGGUCAUCCGCAAAAUACAAGUUGUGGGUCCCUUAUUGCUUUUAUGUGGAAUGAAUGGGAAACUAUAUAUUUGCACGUUCGGUGACGGUCUCCUGGAGCUCCAGAUUAUUAGAGAGAAGCAGCUUCAUGAUAGAUUGGUCUCAGACUUGAAGGUGGUGCGUUGGAAAGAGAAGAAUUACUUGGUGUCGUUGGGAUGGGACUUCUUGGUGAAGGUGCACGAAAUCACAGAUAACUCAAUCCAGGAGGUGUUUCUGCCUUACAAGCUCUCUACCAGGGGAAUUUGCAUGGACGCGUGUGUUUAUAACGAUCAAUUGGUCAUCUUGGUGGGCAAAUCAGAAAUAACCCUUAUGGACGUGCUCACAGUCAAGAACAACGCUGUGACCUUGUCGUACAGAAUAGCACUCAAUGACGCUGAGUUCACAGCAGCAGGCUUCUCCCCGCAUGCUAUACAGAUUUACAGUGGAGGUAAGGUACCCUUGGUCGCUGUGGGCACCUCCCAUGAACCCUUUAUGCGUUUGGUGGUCGUUUCGCUCAAAGGCUUCGGUGAUGAAGGUGAAAGUAUCCGAAGAAACCAGAUUGUUACGAAUAUCAAUUCUUUGUCUCCACAGGAUAAGUACAGUCUGGCACUACUCAGCUGGAGACCCGAUGGCAGUGGAGUGUGGGUAUAUGGAGAAGAUGGCGUCAUCCGAGGUAUAGAUUUGCUCAAAGAAGAUGUGGUUGUGACCUUGAAUAAAAGUCAAGACCGAAUUAAGAGUUUUGCGGUCUCUGGAGACCUGUUGCUUGUCUGUGGCACAGAUAAGAGGGUGUUCUUGUGGACCAGGUGA